AUGGGGUUGCUAAUGGGUGAUGCACUGGCAUCCGUGGCUGUGGCCCUGGCCAUCUUCCUGCUCCUGGUGGACUUGAUGCACAGGCGCCAACAAUGGGCUGCACGCUACCCACCAGGCCCCAUGCCAGUGCCAGUGCUGGGCAACUUGCUCCAGAUAGACUUCCAAAACAUACCAUACUGUUUCAACCAGCUGCAUCGCCGCUUUGGAGACGUGUUCAGCCUGCAGUUGGGCUGGAUGCCAGUGGUCGUGUUGAACGGGGUGGUGGCAGUGCGCGAGGCUCUGGUGACCUGCGGCGAGGACACAGCUGACCGCUCGCCUGUGCACAUCUUUGAUAAACUGGGCUUCGGCCCGCGCUCCCAAGGAGUGAUCCUCGCGCGUUACGGACCCGCAUGGCGCGAGCAGCGACACUUCUCCGUGUCCACCCUGCGCAACUUCGGCCUGGGCAAGAAGUGGCUGGAGCAGUGGGUGACCGAGGAGGCCUCCUCCCUCUGUGUUGCCUUUGCCGAUCACACCGGACGUCCCUUUAGCCCGAAUGCCCUCCUGGACAGAGCGGUGAGCAACGUGAUCGCCUCCCUCACCUUCGGGCGCCGCUUCGACUACGAUGACCGGUUCAUGCUCAAGAUAUUGAACCUACUCGAGGCCCAACUUCAGGAGGACGGCAGCAGACUGGCAGCGGUGCUGAAUUCUAUCCCAGUGCUCCUGCGCAUCCCAGGGCUGGCUGACAAGGUCAUCUGUGCAAGAAGGAAAUUCCAGGCCCUUCUAGAUGAGCUGGUGACUGAGCAUAGGGUGACCCGGGACCCAGCCCAGCCACCCCGAGACCUGACUGAUGCCUUCCUGGCCGAGGUGGAGAAGGCCAAGGGGAACCCCGAGAGCAGCUUCAAUGAUGAGAACCUGCGUCUGGUGGUGUCUGACCUUUUCUCUGCCGGGAUGGUGACCACCUCGAUCACACUAGCCUGGGCCCUCUUUCUUAUGAUCCUGCACCCGGAUGUGCAGUGCCGUGUCCAACAGGAGAUUGACGAAGUGAUAGGGCAGGCGCGGCCACCAGAGAUGGCUGACCAGGCCCGCAUGCCCUUCACCACCGCCGUGAUUCAUGAGGUGCAGCGCUUUGCAGACAUCAUCCCUCUAGGUGUGCCCCACAUGACCUCCCGCGACAUUGAAGUACAGGGUUUCCUCAUUCCCAAGGGAACAACACUCUUCACUAACCUGUCAUCAGUACUGAAGGAUGAGACUGCUUGGGAAAAACCCUUCUGCUUCCACCCCGAACACUUCCUGGAUGCCCAGGGCCGCUUUGUGAAGCAAGAGGCCUUCAUGCCUUUCUCAGCAGGCCGGCGCGCAUGCCUCGGGGAGCCCUUGGUCCGCAUGGAGCUCUUCCUCUUCUUCACCUGCCUCCUGCAGUGCUUCAGCUUCUCGGUGCCUGCUGGACAGCCCCGGCCCAGUAACUAUGGAGUUUACCGCAUUAUGGUGACCCCGCCCCCCUUCCAGCUAUGUGCUGUGCCCCGCUAG
Carlito syrichta (Philippine tarsier) is the source of this 1503-nucleotide messenger RNA. RefSeq names its product cytochrome P450 2D17-like (gene CYP2D71). Gene Ontology annotation, biological process: xenobiotic metabolic process; arachidonate metabolic process. The coding region runs from base 1 to 1503 and encodes 500 amino acids. The record is from RefSeq and is a predicted model, not a curated record. The transcript is spliced from 9 exons. Gene Ontology annotation, cellular component: intracellular membrane-bounded organelle; cytoplasm. Gene Ontology annotation, molecular function: iron ion binding; oxidoreductase activity, acting on paired donors, with incorporation or reduction of molecular oxygen, reduced flavin or flavoprotein as one donor, and incorporation of one atom of oxygen; heme binding. Lineage: Eukaryota; Metazoa; Chordata; Mammalia; Primates; Tarsiidae.